AUGACUGUGGGUGAAAGAUACCUCUCGUUGGGCUGGUGUCCCCCCCCCCUCAGCCGAGUGGUCGGUUUAGUGAAUAGGAACAAAUCUCUCGGCCCUGAACGCACCACGGGCUGCUACACACAGCUGAUGGGCACCGACGAUAAGGAGCGUGCUAUGCGGAAGCUCUAACAGGAAGUCCAGCUACACAGACACACACACACUCACAGAGAAAAAAAAAAGUUGACAAAGAUAGCUAGCUAGUUAGCUAGCAGUGAAGCCGUUUUGGGUUUUUUUUGGACUUCAGAGAGUAGGAAAAAAUAUUAAAAUUGAUGACAGCACAGGAGGAGCCGUCUUUUUUUUGCCACAUGAGAUAAAUACACAAGAUGGAGGACUCCAGCAGCAGCAAGCCCUUCAUGGUGACAUCCUCUCUGAACUUAAAAGUCACCACCCCGUCCUUCUACAACCAGCCAAAGAAGUUUGCCUCUGUGGCACCACCACGGCCCAAAAGUCUGACACCUCCCUCAGCUCCAUCACCAACACCAAUAGGCACAGGUGUGAUUGGCCGAGUGGGAGAUCUGCCUCCACCGCCCACUUCAGCGUGUGAUGACUUCCCACCCCCUCCUCCUCCUCCUCCACUGGAUGAUGAGUUGCCAGCCCCUCCCCCCGAAUGCCAAACCAUACCCACAGCCUCCGACGCCCCCCCCCCCCCCGCCUUCCCCGCUCCACCUCCAGUGGCCGAUGACCUGCCCCUCCCAGCUCCCCCUGAGGAGAGUGCCUGUUCACCCACCUCCCCUUGUCCCCCUCCUCCCCCACCCCCUCCACCUCUCCCUGCCUCCGGUACCAGUAUCCUCACUGCUGCUGGGAACCCACAGAGACUGAUAGAGAAGCAGACAAGCUUCGAUAAACAGCUUGACUCUCUAACUGACUUGCUGUCUGAGAUGGAGACCAGGGGACCUUUCAACCCUAAGUUACCAAGCCAAUUUCCAUCAGUACCAGCACCCAAGCCCGCAGCUCCUCCCCCGACUGCUCCGAAACCAGCUCUUUCCUUCCUGCCACCCCCCGAGAUGGGAGACCGCCCGCCUCCAGCACCCUGGGCAGAAGAACUCAAAGCCAGAACGAACCGACAAGCCAACCACAGCAACUCUGCACCAAACUCUUUUGCUAAGGCCCCGGCUGUAGCUCCCAAGUCUGGUUUCGGAGGGAGACCGACAACGUCAUCAGCCUCUUUGGCACAAAAACUGAACCAAAACCUGAACCAAAACACCGCCCCAAUCAGUGUUGCUCCCAAACCUUCCCCUCCCUCUGCCACUAGCUCUUUCCCUCCACCUCCCGCAGCCACCAGCUCUUUCCCUCCAGCCCUCUCCGCCACCAGCUCUUUUCCUCCACCUCCCGCAGCUCCCCCUGCACCUCCUACCCCACCAAACAAUAUGGCGUCUGCACCAGCCUCUAAUCACAUAAAGAGUUCUCCCUUUGCCAGUCAGGUGAAUGCUAACCAAAACCCUCCUGCUGCUGUGCCUCCUCCUCAACCCAAGGCGAUGGCAUCUUCCCGCCCCUCUUUUAGCCAACCAAUGAGAGGUCCCUCUGCAUCAACGCAGCCCUCACCCCCUGGCCCAGUUCCUAUCCCGGGUGGAGGUGUUCCCCUGAACAUGAGAGAAGUAGAGGAGCUGGAGAGAAUGACCAAGGACUUCAUUAAAGACAUGGACACACACGCACCUGUCAUCACCUCCCCUCCUACAGAGGUCUGUGGGAAGUGUGGUGAGGCUCUGUCCCGUACCCAGCCAGCAGUGAGGGCCAUGGAUAAACUCUUCCACUCCAACUGUUUCUGUUGCAUGAGUUGCCAUCGCCCCCUGCAGGGCAUGCAGUUCUAUGACAGGGACGGAUCACCUCAGUGUGAGGACUGCUAUAUGAGUUCCCUGGCUGUGUGUUCCCGGUGUGGGGAGAAGAUCACAGACCGUGUGCUGAAGGCGGUGGGCCAAUGUUUCCACGCCCACUGUUUCCGCUGCAGCACCUGCUCUUGCACACUUGAGGGGGCACCCUUUAUCACUGAUGACAACAACAAUCCCUACUGUGUCCAGGAUUACCACAGGCGUUUCUCUCCUCUCUGUGUGAGCUGUAAUGAACCCAUUGUUCCAGCCGCGGGCAGCGAGGAGACAGUCAGAGUGGUGGCUCUCGACAAGAACUUCCACCUUAAGUGUUACCGUUGUGAGGAUUGCGCUCGCCCUCUCUCCAUAGAAGCGGAUGAAAAUGGCUGCUAUCCAUUGGAUGGUAGGAUCCUGUGUAUGAAGUGCCACACCCAGCGAGCCAAGCAAGCCGCGCACUGAUUGGCUGAAGCAGCGUCACUCAGAUUAACUAUGAACCAAAUCAAAAAAAAAAAAGAAGCACAGGAUUCAGUCAGCUGCCGUUUUUGCCUUUGAAACAGGGCUUUAUUCAGUAUAUGUGCGCAGGUGUGAGUGUGAAUGUGUGAAAAGGUAUGUUUGCAUGCAGAUAGUGUAGUAUUCCCUCGUCUCUGUUCACUUCAGUGCAGAAGUAAUGUACUGCAUUGGAAUAACGCCCCUCAUCUUUUUAUUCCCAAUCUCCAAUUUCUCAUCUAACCUUCUUUGUGUACUAGAGCGUAUUUUUUGUGCCAAUUCUCUGUUUACGCUAAAAUUUCCAGCAUAACUUGCACAAGAACAGUUUUGUCAAAAGAGCAGUGUGAUGAAAAUAAAGUUGCCUUUCUUCGUUUCUCCUCAAUAAUGUUAGUAGCACCAUGUUCUGGGAUAUUUCCAUUCAGCAGAUUUUACCACUAUCUUUAACACUUGUUGCAGUAAUUGUGCCUGUAAGCAUGGUUAAUGAAGCUUUCCAGCCUAGAAAGUGCUUCAUAUCAGCCAAUCUACUCUGAUAGCAUUUUAAAAUCAUCUAGGGCUAAACGUUGACUGCAAAAAAAGAUUUAAAACAGUGAAUGUCGCUCUUAGUUUUUUGUGAUGUGAAUUAGACGAUUUACAGGCAUGCGUUGUAUUAUGUCUUGUUGCGCUCUCUUAUUUGAUCGUACAUACUGUAUAAGGGCAAGAUUAGAACAAAAAUCUGCCAUUUUCUUCUCAAAAAUAGUUUAGUGCUGAUUUAACAGCGUAUUUUUAGAUGCAUGUUUUUUUGGAUGCACAAAUUUUGAACAAACAGACGAGCACAGAUUUGCCAAGCACAGAUUCCAUUCCAGGGAUCUCAUAAUUUAGAAAACUAUGUGGUUAUAAAUGUCAGCAGCAUGGCUGAAAACAGGACCUAAUAUGUGAUCGUUGCACAGUUCCAUAGUGAAAUAAAAUAUCCUUUUAGUGUCACUUUGACUCUAAAGCCCGCACAUGAUCAAUUUAGUUAGUUUUUUAAGUAGAUGCCAUCUAGAAAUAGUAGUUUUUGAUAUGCAUUUUCUUGGAAUCUCUUGCUUCAAAUAACAUAAUUUAUGGACCUUUUUUUUUUUUUUACUAAGUAUUAAGGUUAUAUGUGUACCAGUACUAAAUGACUUGUCCUUACAGCAGGAUAUUAAAUUGGUAGAGGCAUUAGCUUUGAGCUUUAGGUAACUGUAAGAUAAACAUAGUGACCAAAUAUUUCGAAGCUGUUGGCAAGAUUAUGCUUAAUAAAACAGUUGCAUUGGAUUCAAUGUUUGGACAUUCAUGUUUUUUAUCUCCUUUUUUUGUGUUUAAGCCCAGUUUUUUGGUCUUGAUCCAUUCUAUUGUUACAUUAAAUACCACUAUUCUUUCCAUUUUUCAUCUUUUGUACUUAAGCCUGUUCAUGUCUGUUAUAUACUAUUUUAUUCCUAUCUUUCUGUACUGUAUUUCAUUUGAUUGACAAAUGCUUACAAAUAUUAGGUUUCAUUUUUAACCUGGAGAUGUGCCUUCUCCACUAUUGUAUUCUACCAUUGUUCCUUUUGAAUUGAGCCUGGUUUGCAGCCACAAGAACUCAUUCCACAAUAAGAAAACAGUUGUUACUUGUGCUUGCAUUGAGCCUGGUGCAGUAUGACACCAGAACGACUUAACAUGGCAAUAGUUAUUCAGCAUUGCAUGCUAACUGUGUUGGUGGUGGCGGCAUUUCUUCUAGUAUUAUGUCUUUUGUUUGCACCAACUACUCCACCUUUGUGGCCCUGCCUUUGUCAUCACUAUGUGAUAUUAAACGUAUGAUGAUGCCUUCACAGUUGCAUUUAUCUGGCGUUUUGUUGUGUUAUGUCCUAUUGUAUUACAUGCGGAUGCCUUGUCUUUUCAUAUAACUUUUUUUUUUAUAAAUUCCUGUUUGAUAUGUGUGAAUGUGUAUAUGUUUAAAAACAUUAUUUAGCCCCACCCCUACCCCUUUGGCUGUAUUAAAAGAUAAACAAACAAAUAAAUAAAUAAAAUGCAAAGUACCAAA
Messenger RNA from Dicentrarchus labrax (European seabass), 4344 nucleotides. It is a transcript of the gene zyx, whose product is annotated as zyxin. Gene Ontology annotation, biological process: integrin-mediated signaling pathway; transforming growth factor beta receptor signaling pathway. The record is from RefSeq and is a predicted model, not a curated record. The coding region runs from base 363 to 2300 and encodes 645 amino acids. NCBI's taxonomy places the organism in Eukaryota, Metazoa, Chordata, Actinopteri, Moronidae. The transcript is spliced from 10 exons.